AUGAGAGUGAUCAGACUGGACACCAUAGGCAUCAUCGCAAUCGCCACCAGCACCAUCGGGACUUGUCGCCAACACUGUCAGGAGGUAUCCAUCUCUCAAAUUUCGGAUUGCGGUUCAAUAUCUUUUGGAAGAUAUGCUGCAGACACACUUGCAUGGGAAAAAUAUUCUGUUUUCUCCCACAACAGACGUCAGGAGGAAUUGGAGAAAUUCAAGGCACCAGGAUUAGUUGCUCAGAAGAAGGCAUACUUUGAGGAAUACUAUAAAAAAAUUAGAGAUAUGAAGGGAUUGCAAGCAGAGCAAGAAACUCCUCAAACUUAUCCCAAUGAAGAUGGGAAGGAGGGUACUGCACAAGAAGAAAAUGGCAUUGAUGCUGAAGCAUCGGAAGAGGAAAGUAAACCUAGAAAUACUAGUCAGGAAGCAAAUGGUGCUGAUAUUCACAGAUCAAAAGAGGAAAAUAAGCCUAGCAGUGUCUAUAAAAUUCAGAUUUUAGAUAAUCAUACUACUGCUAAUAACCCAUCCACAAGAGGCAUUAAUGGCGGAGCAGAAGAAGAAAGUUUCUUUAAAGGGAACAGUGGCAGAGCUAGCAAAGAAGAUGGAACGGGGGUAUGCUUAUCUGGCAGAAUAGCAAAACAUUCUGUGGAAGGCGGUUCUUCUGCAUGUACUCCAUCAGUCAAAAGCAGUUCCAAAACUACCCAGAAAGGGGGCCCUGUCAGCAAUGAAGUAAAGCGUAGUGGAAGCCAACUGGUGAAGAAGCAGGCAUUUACUAUGAGGGAAAAGGGAAAUGUUGCUUCUGCUGUGAACAGAACAAAGUUAGACUGCAGAAUUAGCAAAGAUGUGGUUAAGCCUUCUGAGAAGCCAAAGUCGUCAGUUUGUAGGGAAAUUACGAGCAAGGCAGAUGUUAGUCUUGUUUCAGGCAAAAGAACUACCUCUAAGACCGCAAGCAAAAUAAAAUCUGAACAGGUUCAAUCGCAUAGUCAAAAUAGGGAUGUACAAUCCAGUUCCAUGGUUUGUCGUGGUUCAUUAAAAAAGGAAAAGAUGGUCUCACGUUCUUCAAAUAUUAGAGAUGGUCCACUUAAAACACAUUCAACUCCCAAAAGCUUGGCAGACAGGCUCCCAGCAACAUCAUCAGUUCUUACUCGAUCUGCUCAGGUAGAUCAUCUGAAAUUGACUUCGAUUUCUUCAACAAAUAUCAGGUUUAAAAAUCUUCCUGACAGGAAUAAAUCAAAUCAGAACAAUGGACUUGAGUGUGGACCCAUCAGUUCUGUCAAAGGACAGAGGCAGAAAAAGAUGAUGCGAUUUUCUGUGGAAGAUACUGAAAAUGAUGCAAACAGGCUGAAGGUUGCACAUGGAGUAGAUGAAAUCGAUGCUGGACUUGGACCAAAACCUGAUUCAUCUAAGGGGACUAGUAUCCAGAAGGCCUCAAUUCUAAAGCCCACACGUAAGAUUGCUACAUCACGGUCUGUAGACCUGACAUUUGAUCGAAGGGAUUCAAGGUCUAAAACAAUGCCAUCAUGCAGACAGAGGAUGCCUAUUUGGCGUUAA
Dovyalis caffra is the source of this 1542-nucleotide messenger RNA. The record is from the annotation of a GenBank genome assembly. Lineage: Eukaryota; Viridiplantae; Streptophyta; Magnoliopsida; Malpighiales; Salicaceae.